GUGCGCUAUGAUUCGCUCGUGUACAUUCUGAGUUUGCGAUUGUCAACGUGACGCAUUCGAACGCGGUGCUUUUUGUGUUUGGAAAUUAAUCAUGAUGCUGAGGUGGUGUGUUGCGGUAGCGCUGCUCACGCUCGUCUGCGCAGGCGCAUCCGACACACACUCUCGCUUCCAACCGAAAAAACUAAGAUCUAGAAACGCCGACCAAGGUGACCCAGAUGAAAUGAUAAGCCAACUCCUGCAUUGGAUUCAGGGACUUUCCCAGCAGAGGAAUAGGAAAGCUCGCCAGUAUUUUGGAGGAAAGCCUGAAAAACCGAGACCUUUUGAACCAGCUUCUUAUUUGCCACCAGUAACGGGAUAUCCACCAGCAGGAUCGCGACCAACGCCAUCCUACAGCGAAGGACCUUCACCGACUUAUCAACCAAGCUCUCCAUUCCAACCAAUCCAAGAACAACCUUCUCAACCAAAUUAUCCCUCAAGCUUCCAACCAAAUCAGCCAACUUCACCAUCAUAUCAGCCUCCUCAAACAUCUUAUCAACCGCCGCAAACAUCAUACCAGCCUGCUCAAACCCCUGAACAACCCGCGGAAACACCAUCCCAAAACUAUCAGCCAAACCCUACCUACUUCCCCAAUCAAGUAACAAAUCAACCAAGCCAACCUUCUCAACCAAACGAAACAGAUGAACCCACCCAAGAUGGAUUUAUACCCAACCAAACAUCUCCGUCUCAGCCAAAUCAGCCAAUCAAUCCUGAGGGAACUGCACCAACAUACGAAACACCUCAACAAACGGAGGGAACUCAGAAACCCCAAGAAAACGACAAUUCUCCGAUACAAUCACCUGUAGAGCCCGACGAUGACGACAGACAUCCUCCACAUAUUCACGCCAUUUCCGUAGACUGUGGCAAAGAAAUGAUGACGAUAAACAUCGAGUUCAACAAACCCUAUAAUGGAAUUAUCUAUUCCCAAGAUCACUAUAAAGAAUCUGAAUGUAUUUACGUCAGAGAAAACUCGAAUGAAGCAAAAUACUCGUUCACCGUUAGUUUAAAUACAUGUGGUACAAGAUUCUUCAGUGAUUUUGAAAACGAGGGACAGGCUUAUCUUGAGAACGUUUUGGUAUUGCAAAACGAACCAGGAAUUCAAGAAGUCUGGGACCACAUACGAAGGGUGAGGUGUCUGUGGGAAGGAAAUUUGACCAAACAAUUAGUAUCAUCAUUGAGUGUUGGCAUGUUGAAUCAAGUAACAAGCAAUUUCAGCGGAGACACAGCUAUGGCUCGUUUGGACAUUCAAACUGGCAGGGGACCGUUUGCACCUGAAGCCAAUGGAUUAAUCAAAAUUGGAGAAGUCAUGACUCUUGUGGUUUCUGUCACUGGAGACGCUGGUUUUGACAUCCACGUCCAAGAAUGUAUAGCCAGAGAUGCAGAUAACAACAACGUUGUUCCUCUGACCGAUUCAAACGGCUGCGUACUCAAACCGAAACUGUUUGGAGCAUUCCAGAAAACUCGGGAAACUGGUAAUACAGGAGCGUCUAUAAUAGCAUACGCGUACUUCAACGCUUUCAAAUUCCCAGACGAAAUGGACCUUAUCAUUCAAUGUGAGGUCGAAUUAUGUAAGACAGAUUGUGAAGUGUGUCCCAAUCCAGGAAGUACAGAGCCAAGAAGAAAAAGACGAGACGUUAUUCACAUGGGCAAUAGGACAAUAGAGCCAGUGACUACAAUUGGGAAAGGCUUAAGGGUUGUGUUUGCUGAAGAUUUACCUCGAGAGCCAGAUUUCUGUGUGUCUCCCGUAGCCGCGAUUUGGGGAGGUUUCAUGGUACUCCUAGGUUCUUUAAUGAGCAGCAUCAUAGUGUCAUUCUGCUGGCAAAAGGCGCACAGCGAUGUCAAACUGUUCUAAAUUAUUGGUGCCCUAAAUUUUUAAAUACUCAGAAGUACAAAAGGCUUUAGAGUUUACAAACACUUUGAUGUAUGGAGAAUAUCUGUAUUAUAGAUAGAUGCUGUAAUAUACAUUUAAUACUAGAUUUUAAGAUAAACUUUUGUUAAGUUGCAGUAAUUAAUAUAGGUAAAAGGAUGUUGGAAAUAUAGGGUUAUCAGUAUUUUGUAAACAACACUGCCAAUAAUGCCUGAUAGUUACUUUUACUCAGUUUUUUAACAAAUAAGAAGUCAUUUCAUAAGCUUUUAGUUGCCUAUUUAUAACAAGCUUACACGAACCUACUGUUAGAUAAGUAUUUUUAAUUUAUAUGUGAUGUACAUAAUAUUAUACUAGUUGAA
This is a messenger RNA of Zerene cesonia (dogface butterfly), 2262 nucleotides long. RefSeq lists its product as uncharacterized. The coding region runs from base 92 to 1888 and encodes 598 amino acids. NCBI's taxonomy places the organism in Eukaryota, Metazoa, Arthropoda, Insecta, Lepidoptera, Pieridae. The transcript is spliced from 6 exons. The record is from RefSeq and is a predicted model, not a curated record.